Molecule: messenger RNA, 738 nt
Organism: Arabis nemorensis
Lineage: Eukaryota; Viridiplantae; Streptophyta; Magnoliopsida; Brassicales; Brassicaceae
Source: the annotation of a GenBank genome assembly
AUGGCGACUCGUCUUCAGUUUGAGAACAAUUGUGAAGUUGGUGUCUUUUCCAAACUCACUAAUGCCUAUUGCUUAGUCGCUAUUGGAGGCUCUGAGAACUUUUACAGUGCUUUUGAGUCGGAGUUAGCAGAUGUUAUCCCUAUUGUUAAGACCUCUAUUGGAGGAACACGAAUUAUUGGGCGUCUUUGUGCUGGAAAUAAGAAUGGACUUCUUGUGCCUCAUACAGCUACUGACCAAGAGCUUCAACACUUGAGGAACAGUCUACCUGAUGAAGUUGUGGUCCAGCGAAUUGAUGAACGUCUGUCUGCUCUUGGAAAUUGCAUUGCCUGCAAUGACCAUGUUGCUCUUGCCCACACCGAUCUAGACAAGGAAACUGAGGAAAUAAUAGCUGAUGUUCUUGGAGUUGAAGUUUUCCGUCAGACAAUUGCAGGCAACAUUCUUGUGGGCAGUUACUGUGCCUUGUCCAACAGAGGUGGAAUGGUCCAUCCUCACACCUCAGUGGAAGACUUGGACGAACUCUCAACACUUCUUCAAGUCCCUCUCGUUGCAGGAACUGUGAACCGUGGUAGUGAAGUUAUAGCUGCGGGUAUGACUGUUAAUGAUUGGACCUCUUUCUGUGGUUCAGACACAACCGCUACAGAGCUCUCUGUUAUAGACAGCAUCUUCAAGCUAAGGGAAGCCAAACCCAGCGCUAUUGUCGAUGAGAUGAGGAAGUCUUUGAUCGAUACCUAUGUUUAA